Messenger RNA from Impatiens glandulifera, 3098 nucleotides. RefSeq names its product serine/threonine-protein kinase CTR1-like. Gene Ontology annotation, biological process: protein phosphorylation. Gene Ontology annotation, molecular function: protein kinase activity; ATP binding. NCBI's taxonomy places the organism in Eukaryota, Viridiplantae, Streptophyta, Magnoliopsida, Ericales, Balsaminaceae. The coding region runs from base 208 to 2922 and encodes 904 amino acids. The record is from RefSeq and is a predicted model, not a curated record. The transcript has 15 exons.
UCUCAGACUUGCCGAUUGGAAAAGCCGGAACGAACAAGUAUAAUUCGAUUCUGCAAGGUUUGUUUUCCAUCUUCAUGUAAUUGCAAGAGAUUACUUAGCAGAAUCAACGAGGAUAGUGACAAGAGAUUGAGUUAAUUGUUAUUGUUAUUGUGAUUGUGAUUUGUGAUUGUGAUUGAGAUUGAGAUUGUUCACGUGAAGUUUGUGAAUAUGCCGCACCGUACGACUUACUUUUUUCCGAGGCAUUUUCCGGACAAUGAAUCCGAAUCCUCCUCAACAAAGUUUGUAAAGGAUCACGAGAAUAUAACCGCACAGACGAACUUUAAUGACGAUAGUGACUUUAAUAAUCGGAAGAUUUCUUCGAACGAGAUCGGGGGAAAAGGAAAGAGUAUUUCCACGGAUGAUCUUUCCACGGGCGACAAAGUUCACGAAAAGCAUCGGUCCGCAUUCGUGAAUUGGUUGGACGAUAGGAAAGUUCAGAAAUCUGGUCACGUGAAAAUAAGGUUGGAACGUAGCGACGAUAGCGAUGGAAAUAAUGAACAAGAGCCUCUUAUGCCUCCAGAGUUACCAUGUAUAAUUAAUGAUUCAUUAAUUCCGUCAACGAGGACGACGGAUGUCAGUCGUCGGGAGGAGACUGGUGCUAGCUAUGCGGCUUCAUCUAGGGGACAGAGUACUAGUUGCACGGGGUUACCGUCUUCAUCUUCAGCGCAUGAAAUCUCCACCAGUUUUGAACCGCCAUUGGAUUGGAAUUUAUGCAGUAAUGGGGGAAGUCUGUUUUCGGGGACAACAUUGGAUUGGAAUUCUUCCAGCGGCAUUAAAGGGGAUGAAGACAACAAGAGAGUGACCUUGAUGCAGAAGUCGCGAGAGAGCUACUGCUUGCAGCUCAAUUUCGCCCGAAGGUUAUCGGAUGAAUCCUCACUUUCCGGUGAAUCAUUGCUCCUUCAAGAUUUUUGCGGACCAGGUGUGGUUGGAGUUCUUUGUAAAGCAGAGACAGUCUCCUAUCGGCUAUGGAUCAGUGGAUGCUUAUCAUAUUCUGAUAGGAUCUCAGAUGGAUUCUAUAACAUUUUAGGAAUGAAUCCAUAUCUAUGGGUAAUGUGCAAUGAAUAUGAAGAAGGUAGGCGUCUGCCAUCUUUAACAGAACUUAAAGCUGUUGAACCAAGUGAUUCAUUAAUGGAGGUAGUUCUUGUUGAUACAAAUGGAGAUUCCCGUCUUAGGGAGCUAGAAGAUAAGGCACAAGAGCUGUAUUUUGCUUCAGAAAAUUCUUCUAUGUUGGUGGAGAAACUUGGGAAGCUUGUCGCUAAUUAUAUGGGGGGCUCUUUUCCUGUGGAACAAGAUGAUCUAAAUUCCCGGUGGAGAUCGGUUAGUCAGAGACUAAUGGACCUCCAGAAGUGCAUUGUGCUGCCAAUUGGCAGCUUGACCUCGGGGAUAUGUAGGCAUCGUGCUAUACUUUUCAAGAAAUUGGCAGAUUAUGUAGGCUUACCAUGUAGAAUAGCCCGGGGUUGCAUGUACUGUGUAGCUGACCAUCGUUCUUCCUGCCUUGUUAAGAUUGAGGAUGGAAGAAAGAUUUCCAGGGAGUAUGUAGUUGAUCUAGUUGGUGAACCUGGGAACAUCCAUGCUCCAGGUUCCUCGAUUAAUGGAGGAGCUCGUUUAUCGCCAUCACCAUUUCGAGUUUCUCACCUUACAGAAUUUCAACAUCCCUCUGUGGAUAAUGUAUCAUAUCAUCAAAUCCUGAGCUCAGAGCAUGGAUGCACUAUGGAAAAUUCUCCAUACUCAGGCAGACAAGAAGGUUCCCAGCAUACACAGAGUGUUAACUUACAGGAGAACCCAAACAAAGUUGCUCUAUGCCAGAGUAAUGAUCUCUGCAUAAGAAGUUCAUCCAGAAUUAAGGAAUCUGGUGUGGUUGAAUCAUCGGUAGAUGGAUACUUGGGACCUAGUCUAGAAAAUACAGUUCUACAAACGGAGAUUCUCUCGACUGAAAGUUCAUCAACUGUUGCGACAACAGCACAACCUGAACUGACCAAUUGUUUACCAAGAUACUUGAACCUCGAACCUUCUCUUGCAAUGGAUUGGCUUGAAAUCUCCUGGGAUGACUUGCACAUCAAGGAACGAGUUGGAGCUGGUUCUUUUGGAACAGUGCAUCGAGCAGACUGGCAUGGAUCGGAUGUUGCUGUGAAAGUGCUAACAGUUCAGGAUUUUCAAGAUGACCAGCUAAAGGAAUUUUUAAGAGAGGUUGCAAUAAUGAAACGAGUUCGGCAUCCAAAUGUGGUUCUCUUCAUGGGUGCUGUAACGAAGCGUCCACAUUUAUCCAUAGUGACUGAAUAUCUUCCUAGGGGUAGCUUGUUCCGUCUGUUUCAUCGCCCUUCUGGCCCUGGUGGUGAUAUAUUGGAUCAAAGGCGGAGACUACGCAUGGCUUUGGAUGUGGCAAAGGGUAUUAACUAUCUUCAUUGCCUUAACCCACCUGUAUUGCAUUGGGAUCUGAAAUCCCCAAAUUUGUUGGUUGAUAAGAACUGGACCGUAAAGGUAUGUGAUUUUGGGUUGUCUAGAUUCAAAGCCAACACAUUCAUAUCAUCAAAAUCUGUGGCUGGAACGCCGGAGUGGAUGGCACCUGAGUUCCUUCGCGGUGAGCCCUCAAACGAAAAGUCUGAUGUAUACAGCUUUGGAGUGGUCCUUUGGGAACUUGUGACAAUGCAACAACCUUGGAACGGGCUUAGCCCUGCUCAGGUGGUUGGAGCAAUUGCUUUCCAGAAUCGAAGGCUGACAAUCCCACCCAAUACGUCGCCUAUAUUGUCUUCACUGAUGGAAUCUUGUUGGGAUGACGAGGCAAGUAUGCGGCCAACGUUUGGGAAGAUCGUGGAGACGCUAAAGAAGAUGUUAAAGUCUCCUUUGCAAUUGAUGCAGAUGGGAGGGCCAAUAAUAACUAAAUAAAGUAUGUAAUCUCUCUUCCUACUCAACUAAUUAAUCAUUCUUUUUAGUUGAAGAAGAAACUUGUUACCUGCUACAUGCAAUUGUAAAAGCAGAAUAAGUGGUUACUGGUUAGGCAUCAUUAUCAUAGCAAUAAUAAUAAUUAUAAUAAUAAUUCAAGUAUUUUUUUCUUUCUUUCU